AUGAGUGAGCAGGCAAGGAGGAGGACAAGAAUGCGUUACCUAGCACGCUGGCAUGUCAAAAGCAUCCGUGAGUUCCAGCCCAAGCUAGGCCCACAUGGAGAUAACCCUCACGAUCCUCCUCAAGAUGUGUGUGAAAUAAGACGCUCACCGGCUUACUUCGGAAGAGCCAAUUCACAGCGACAAGCCACAUGGAAUCCCUCGCAAGCUCAGUCCACCAAUAUGCCGCAUAGGCAGGAGAGCCAAGAAGAUAAACCCUCAAGAGUCAAUAAGGAGGUUAAUCAGCAACGUCAACGUCAUGGGAGACACCGACAUGAGCCGCAAGCCUUGCGAGUAGAAGAUGUCGAGAAACUUGUGAAUAAUCGACUCCGAAAUCUCAAGGUCGGAGGAGACUUGGAGGAUGUCUUACACAAAGAAGUAGAGCCAGUAAACUCAUCUCCAUUCAUAAAUGAGAUCGAGCAGGCAACCCCACCAAGACGGUUCACAACGCCAUCUUUCAAGUCAUUCAAAGGGGAUUCUGAUCCCUAG
This is a messenger RNA of Prunus armeniaca (apricot), 525 nucleotides long. The record is from the annotation of a GenBank genome assembly. Lineage: Eukaryota; Viridiplantae; Streptophyta; Magnoliopsida; Rosales; Rosaceae.